This is a messenger RNA of Lobosporangium transversale, 2106 nucleotides long. RefSeq names its product Metallo-dependent phosphatase-like protein. Gene Ontology annotation, biological process: polyphosphate catabolic process. Gene Ontology annotation, cellular component: membrane; fungal-type vacuole. The transcript is spliced from 2 exons. Gene Ontology annotation, molecular function: exopolyphosphatase activity; endopolyphosphatase activity. Bases 106 to 2067 code for a protein of 653 amino acids. The record is from RefSeq and is a predicted model, not a curated record. Lineage: Eukaryota; Fungi; Mortierellomycota; Mortierellomycetes; Mortierellales; Mortierellaceae.
CUUACAUUUCUCUCAUUUCGCAUUCUGAUCAAAAAGGUUUAAAAAGAAGCAAAAGAAAUAAAAAAAAUAAAAUAAAAAUUAGUCGUUAGACCUAAAAAAUUACUGAUGAAACAUCAAGCCAUUCUCCUCCUUGGUACCGCAUUGGCAUGCUGCCUUGCCAAUGCUGCCACCACCGAAGAUCAGCUCAGUUCAUCGUCGUCGUAUCCAUUUGGACGCUUCCUCCAUAUCACAGACAUUCAUCCGGACGAGAACUACAUCAACGGAGGCGCGGUCUCUAGGUUAUGUCACACGAUUGCUGAAAAUGAGGAUGAGAGCCUCCGUGACGCCAACGUGCUUCGCCUUCGAUGGAACCGGUAUAGUACUGGUGCCCGUACUCGUGCCCUUACCCUCCAGAUGUCAUCGGACCAGGCUUAUAAAAGGUUGACGACAAAUGCCAAGGCACAGCAACGAUAUCAACAACAAGGCAACAUAUUUAGUACUCGGUCUAGCAUCAUGGAAGGAGGGAUACGCGAAGUUGGCAUUGGGGGUUACUAUGGGGCACCUAACACGAUAUGCGAUACUCCUUUGACACUCGCAGACGCGGUGUUUAACUGGAUUGACAGCAACCUGUCGGGAUCAAUUGACUUCAUCGUAUGGACUGGAGAUAAUGCCAGGCAUGACUCAGACAACACUUUCCCUCGUACACAGGAACAAAUCUUUGCGAUGAAUUUCAUCAUGGCGAGACGUAUGCUUACAACUUUUCCACCCAACUCUAAGGAUGGAGAACGCCUCCCGAUUGUACCUUCCAUCGGCAACAAUGAUGUCUACCCCCACAACAUCAUGUUCCCGGGUCCGAAUCCUAUUCUAGACCAUUACUUGGAUAUUUGGUCCGAGUUCAUCCCUGAGAAUCAAAAGGAGACUUUUCGCAAAGGAGGUUAUUACUCCAAAGAAGUCAUUCCAGGAAAAAUCAGUGUCUUUGGCCUCAACACGUUGUAUUUCUACAUCCAAAACACCGCCGUGGAUGGGUGCAAAAAGAAACACGAGCCUGGCACUAAACAAAUGGAUUGGCUUCAAGCAGAGCUGAAAUCCCUGAGGAAGCGUGGGAUGGUAGCCUAUUUGACAGGUCAUGUGCCUCCUGAGAAGCACUCAUACACAAGCUCAUGUCAUUCCAGAUACACACAAUUGGCGAUUCAAUAUCAAGAUGUAAUCGUAGGUCACUUGUAUGGCCAUGCCAACAUUGAUCAUUUCUUUAUUCUUUCUCAAGCUGAGGAUAGAAGCGAUAAAGACGACAGCGAGGACUCUGAAGAAGAAGACGAAAAUCGACUUGACGUGAUGAACAAGAUCGGUGGUGACCCUUUUCUCGAAUUGGGCUUGACUUCAUACCUUGAGGCACUUUGGGAGCAAUAUAAAGACAUCUCCAAAAAAUCGAAAGGAACUAACUACGCAGCUAUUCAAGUCUCACCUUCUAUUGUACCCAGUUACCAACCUACGCUGCGCGUGUUUACGUAUGAGCUGGCAAAUGACAAAAAUCCCGAUCCCACGCCUGACCAACCGCAGCCCGAUGAUGGCGAUGAUGAAGACAAUGACGAAGACCAGGAUGAGGAGGAGGAUGGCCAUAAUGAUGAGGAGGAAGGAGAGGAAGAGGAAGGGGAAGGGGAAGGGGAAGGGGAAGGGGAAGAGGAAGAAGAAGAGCUGGGCAAUCCGGCAUUUGGUGAGUACUUCAAUAUGCAAUUAAACAACAAUGUUGAUAGAGCUAUAGAGAAGAAGAAGCAUAAGAAACAUAAGAAGCAUAAGAAGACUGUACCUCGUCCAGCGCCUGUGGACAAAUUUGGGUAUCCUUUGGGUUUUACACAAUACUGGGCCAACCUAACUCAAGCGAACGAAGAGCUAACGCCACCUGAAUUUGUGGUCGAGUAUCGGACACGAGAGGAUUAUGGUCUGCAACAUCUUGGAGUUACGGAAUGGCUAGGCCUUGCACGCAGGAUCACAGAGGAAAAGCCUUUGAAGAAGCAAUAUUUGCAGAGGAUGGUGGUCCAAACUGGUGCGGAACAUCGACUGAAACGAGAGUGGGAUCUCGAGGACUGUUAGAUAUUAGAAAACAACAACAAAAGAGGCAUCUUAGACUUU